GACGCCGGCCCUCCCCAGGGGGCUCCGACCUGCCCGGACUCCCUGAGAUCUGGCUGAGGCCCGGCUCCAGGCGCAGGGCAGCCAUGCCGCGCAGCCCCACGUCCAGUGAGGACGAGAUGGCCCAGAGCUUCUCCGAUGACUCCGUGGGCUCCGAGUCGGACAGCUCCAAGGAGGAGACCAUCUACGACACCAUCCGGGCCACGGCGCAGAAGCCCGGCAGCGCCAGGACGGAGGAGAGCCAGGGCAACACGCUGGUCAUCCGCAUCCUCAUCCAGGACCUGCAGCAGACGAAGUGCAUCCGGUUCAACCCCGACGCCACGGUGUGGGUGGCCAAGCAGCGGAUCCUGUGCUCGCUGAACCAGAGCCUGAAGGACGUGCUGAACUACGGGCUGUUCCAGCCGGCCAGCAACGGGCGGGACGGCAAGUUCCUGGACGAGGAGCGGCUGCUGCGGGAGUACCCGCAGCCCGCGGGCCAGGGCGUGCCCUCGCUGGAGUUCCGAUACAAGAAGCGGGUGUACAAACAGGCCCAUCUGGACGAGAAGCAGCUGGCCAAGCUCCACAGCAAGGCCAACCUGAAGAAAUGCAUGGACUACAUUCAGCACCGCUCGGUGGAGAAGAUCGUGAAGAUGCUGGACCGAGGCCUGGACCCGAAUUUCCAUGACCUGGACACUGGAGAGACGCCCCUGACCUUGGCGGCCCAGCUGGACGACCCCGCGGAGGUGAUCAAGGCCCUGAGGAACGGCGGGGCGCACCUGGACUUCCGUGCCAAAGACGGGAUGACGGCCCUGCACCGAGCCGCCCGAGCCAGGAACCAGGUGGCCCUGAAGACCCUCUUGGAGCUGGGCGCCUCCCCGGACUACAAGGACAGCUACGGCCUCACGCCGCUGUACCACACGGCCAUCGUUGGGGGCGACCCCUACUGCUGCGAGCUGCUGCUGCACGAGCGCGCGGCCGUCUGCUGCGAGGACGAGAACGGCUGGCACGAGAUCCACCAGGCCUGCAGGUACGGCCACGUGCAGCACCUGGAGCACCUGCUCUUCUACGGCGCGGACAUGGGGGCCCAGAACGCGUCGGGGAACACCGCCCUGCACAUCUGCGCGCUCUACAACCAGGACAGCUGUGCGCGGGUGCUGCUGUUCCGGGGCGGCGACAAGGAGCUGAAGAACUUCAACAGCCAGACCCCGUUUCAGGUGGCCAUCAUAGCGGGCAACUUCGAGCUGGCGGAGUACAUCAAGAACCACAAGGAAACGGACAUCGUGCCCUUCCGCGAGGCCCCGGCGUACUCCAACCGCAGGCGGCGGGCCCCCAACACGCUGGCCGCCCCCCGGGUCCUGCUGCGUUCCAACAGCGACAACAACCUCAACUCCGGCGCGCCCAGCUGGGCCGUCUGCAACGCCGCCACCGCCGCCGCCGCCCACCGCAGCCUCUCGCCCCAGCUGCCGCAGCAGACGACCGGCCCCGCCGACGGGGCCCUGCGGACCAUCGGCAGCUACAUCCCCGGGCCCCGCAGCCGGUCCCCGUCGCUCAACAGGCUCGGCGGCGCCGGCGAGGAUGGCAAGAGGCCCCAGCAGGCCUGGCAUGUGGGGCCGACCUUCCCACCCGUGGCCAACAAGGACGCCUUCUCCACCGUCGAGUACCCGGGGCCCAAGCGGAAGCUGUACAGCGCGGUGCCUGGGAGACUCUUCGUUGUCGUCAAGCCAUACCAACCCCAGGUCGACGGCGAGAUCCCCCUGCACCGGGGCGACAGGGUCAAAGUUCUGAGCAUCGGCGAAGGGGGCUUCUGGGAAGGCAGUGCCCGCGGCCACAUCGGGUGGUUCCCGGCCGAGUGCGUGGAGGAGGUGCAGUGCCGGCCCAAGGACAGCCAGGCAGAAACCCGGGCGGACCGCAGCAAGAAGCUCUUCCGGCACUACACCGUGGGCUCGUACGACAGCUUCGAUGCCUCCAGUGACUGCAUCGUCGAGGAGAAGACGGUGCUCCUGCAGAAGAAGGACAAUGAGGGCUUCGGGUUCGUCCUGCGCGGGGCGAAAGCGGACACCCCCAUUGAGGAGUUCACGCCCACGCCGGCGUUCCCGGCCCUGCAGUACCUGGAGUCCGUGGACGAAGGUGGGGUCGCGUGGCAAGCCGGACUGAGGACCGGGGACUUCUUGAUUGAGGUUAACAGCGAGAACGUGGUGAAGGUCGGUCACCGGCAGGUGGUGACCAUGAUCCGCCAGGGCGGGAACCACCUGGUCCUCAAGGUGGUCACGGUGACCAGGAGUCUUGACCCCGAUGACACCGCCAGGAAGAAAGCGCCCCCGCCUCCCAAGCGCGCUCCGACCACGGCCCUCACGCUGCGCUCCAAGUCCAUGACCUCGGAGCUGGAGGAGCUCGUGGACAAAGCCUCCGUCCGGAAGAAGAAGGAUAAGCCGGACGAGACCGUCCCCGCCGCCAGGCCGUCCCGAGCUGCGGAGAGCGUGGCCGUGGAGUCCCGGGUGGCCACCAUCAAGCAGCGGCCCACCAGCCGGUGCUUCCCGUCCGUCUCCGACAUGAACUCUGCGUACGAACGCCAGGGGAUCGCCGUGAUGACGCCCACUGUUCCCGGGAGCCCGAAAGGCCCGUUUCUGGGCCUCCCUCGAGGUACGAUGCGAAGGCAGAAAUCAAUAGACAGCAGACUCUUUCUAUCAGGGAUAACGGAGGAAGAGCGGCAGUUCCUGGCCCCUCCGACACUGAAGUUCACCAGAAGCCUGUCCAUGCCGGACACGUCCGAGGACAUCCCCCCCCCACCCCAGUCCGUGCCCCCGUCCCCACCGCCACCUUCCCCCACCACCUACAACUGCCCCAAGUCCCCAACUCCGAGGGUCUACGGGACGAUUAAGCCUGCGUUCAACCAGAACUCCGCCGCCAAGGUGUCGCCGGCGGCCCGCUCUGACACGGUGGCCACCAUGAUGAGGGAGAAGGGGCUGUACUACCGCAGGGAGCUGGACCGCUACUCACUGGACUCCGACGACGUCUACAGCCGGGCCCCCGCCACCCAGGCCGCCCUCCGCGGCAAGAGGGGCCAGAUGCCGGAGAACCCGUACUCGGAGGUGGGCCGGAUCGCCAGCAAGGCCGUGUACGUGCCCGCCAAGCCCGCCCGGCGGAAGGGCAUGCUGGUGAAGCAGUCCAACGUGGAGGACAGCCCCGAGAAGACGUGCUCCAUCCCCAUCCCCACCAUCAUCGUCAAGGAGCCGUCGACCAGCAGCAGCGGGAAAAGCAGCCAGGGCAGCAGCAUGGAGAUCGACCCUCAGGCCUCCGAGCAGCCGGGCCAGCUGCGGCCGGAUGACAGCCUGACCGUCAGCAGCCCCUUCGCCGCCGCCAUCGCCGGGGCCGUGCGCGACCGGGAGAAGCGGCUAGAAGCCAGGAGGAACUCGCCGGCCUUCCUCUCCACGGACCUGGGGGACGAGGACGUGGGUCUGGGGCCGCCUGCCCCCCAGGGACUGCCCCCCGAUUUCCCUGAGGAGGGCGACUUCGGGGACGAGGAGGGCGCCGAGCCGCUCCCGCUGCCCGCAAUGCCGGGGGCGGCGCCCAGGGAGCCUGAGAGCCGCUUUGUGGGUGGUGGCGAGGCUGCAGCUCAGGGUGAGGCCGGCAGGCCGCCGAAUUCCGUGUCCAAAGCCAAGGGCCCCGAGAGCAGCCCCGCGGUGCCCCCCAAGAGUGGCGGCGCUGCCGGCCCCGAGAACUACGUCCACCCGCUCACGGGGCGGCUGCUGGACCCCAGCUCCCCGCUGGCGCUGGCGCUUUCUGCCCGGGACCGCGCCCUGAGGGAGUCCCAGCAGGGCCCCAAGGGAGAGGCCCCCAAGGCCGACCUCAACAAACCUCUUUACAUCGAUACCAAAAUGCGGCCGGGCAUGGAGGCGGGCUUCCCCACCGUCACCAGGCAGAACACGCGGGGGCCCCUGAGGCGGCAGGAGACGGAGAACAAGUACGAGAGCGACCUGGGCAAGGACCGGAAGGGCGACGACAAGAAGAACAUGCUCAUCAACAUCGUGGACACGUCCCAGCAGAAGUCGGCCGGUCUGCUGAUGGUGCACACUGUGGACGCCGCCAAGCCGGGCGACUUCCUGGAGGAAGAGGACGAGAGAGCCGACGGGGAAACCGAGCCGGACAGCUCGCCGCCUGAGGUGCCAGAAGGUGUUCCCGAAACCGAAGGUGCUCUACAGAUCUCCGCCGGCCCCGAGCCCGCCGCCACCACACCCGGCAGGACCAUGGUGGCAGCGGGCUCCAUGGAGGAGGCGGUGAUCUUGCCAUUCCGCAUCCCUCCCCCACCUCUGGCUUCCGUGGACCUGGACGAGGACUUCGUUUUUGCAGAGCCAUUGCCUCCUCCCCUGGAAUUCGCAAACAGUUUUGAUAUCCCCGACGACCGCGCGGCCUCUGUCCCCCCUCUCACGGACUUGGGGAAGCAGAAGAAAAACGACACCUCCCCACCCCCAUCGCUGAACUCCAGCCAGCCGACCAAUCCCGCAGACAGCAAGAAGCCGGCCAGCCUCUCGAACUGCCUGCCCGCCUCAUUCCUGCCGCCCCCUGAGAGCUUCGACACCGUCACGGACUCGGGCAUCGAGGAGGCGGACAGCCGCAGCAGCAGCGACCACCACCUCGAGACGACCAGCACCGUCUCCACGGUGUCCAGCAUCUCCACCCUGUCCUCCGAGGGGGGCGAGGGCGCGGACACCUGCACCGUCUACGCCGACGGGCAGGCGUUCGUGGCCGACAAGCCCCCCGUCCCUCCUAAGCCCAAAGUGAAGCCCGUCGUCCACAAGAGCAACGCGCUUUACCAGGACGCCCUGGUGGAAGAGGACGUGGACAGCUUCGUCAUCCCCCCGCCCGCGCCCCCGCCCCCGCCCGGCGGCGGCCCGCCCGGGACCCUGAAAGGGAUCCAGCCAAGGACCUCCAAGUUGUGGGGUGAUGUCUCAGAGGUCAGAGGCCCGAUCCUCUCGGGCCCAAAGGCAAACGUGAUCAGUGAAUUGAACUCAAUCCUGCAGCAAAUGAACCGAGAGAAAUCGGCCAAGCCGGGGGAAGGACUAGACGUGCCCAUGGGGACCAAGCCGGCCGGCCUCGCUCCCAGGAGCCCGGAGGCCCUGAGUGCCACCUCAGGUGCACGGAGCACGACCGUCACCUUCACUGUCCGCCCUGGGGCCUCUCAGCCCAUCACCCUGCAGAGCCGGCCCCCCGACUACGAAAGCAGGACCUCAGGGACCAGACGGGCCCCGAGCCCCGUGGUCUCGCCUACAGAGGCGAACAAGGAGAUUCUCCCUGCCCCCCUCUCCGCGGCCGCCGCGGCCCCGUCCCCCACUCUGCCCGAGGUCUUCAGCCUUCCAAGCCAGCCCCCAUCCGGGGACCUGUUUGGCUUGAACCCAGCGGGACGCAGCAGGUCCCCUUCUCCCUCAAUCCUGCAACAGCCCAUCUCAAAUAAGCCUUUCACAACUAAGCCCGUCCACCUGUGGACUAAGCCAGACGUGGCGGACUGGCUGGAAAGCCUGAACUUGGGGGAGCACAAAGAGACCUUCAUGGACAACGAGAUCGACGGCAGCCACUUGCCGAACCUCCAGAAGGAAGACCUGAUAGACCUCGGGGUGACCCGGGUGGGACACAGGAUGAACAUAGAAAGGGCUCUGAGGCAGCUGCUGGACAGAUAAGGACGGCUGCCCUCGGCCUCCGCGGACUUCGUGUUCUAAGUAGAGAUGGGCUGACACUCAGACGUUUGCAUGGCCGAGCGCGGUCUGUGAGCACCGACCCCAUGUCGUGGGUUCGUCCCAGUACCCAAAGAAACACGGAGUGUGUCUACGGCGUGGCCGAGCAGAGGCCUUGGAAGUCCCCGGCUCUCUACGUGGGUUCCUUGAGCUGUUUCUGUCCAACGAGGGACGAGGGGAGGGAGUUUUUCUAACCCAGAAAGGGAUUCACAGCUUGCCUCCCAGCAUGCGGGCAACCUCACUUGGCCAGGUCCCAGAGACGCCCGUCGCUGAGCCGGGGGCCCAGCUCUUGCGGGCAGACACCAAUGUGCUCCAGAUACCUCCUGAGGCCUCCCUCCCGCCCCCGGGCAGCUAGCCCCCGGCCCCGCAGCAGGCCCCUGCGUGGGCUGCGGCCACGACAGCCCUCUGUGCUCGCCGGCUCCUUUCCUCCCUGCACUUGCCCGCAGUGGGGCGCCCUGGGCGUGUCCGUCCGGGGUCCCUUCUCGGGCCUGAAAGUAGAGAACCUUUGUCCUCGUAGACCCCUCGCGCCCGCUCCUGCGAGGCAGCUCCUCUGCCUCGAGGGUCCUAGCAGUGGGGGCGGCGUGGGGCCGUGCCCGGCUUUGCUCAGCUUUCUUUAUUCCUGCAAGUCGGUCAGCACCCUUCCAGAGCGGCCGCACCGGCGUCCCGUGGGCUGGUCAUAGCACAGUGGUGAUUCCCAGGGGGUGGGACACCCGGCCACGGGAGGCGGCAUGUGCCCCUGCCGGGGUCCGGAGUCCCCACACUGAUGACAGCCAUCGUCUGCCGGGAACAUCGCCCCCGGCCUGGGAGAAGGGGUCCCCUGCCUUUCGGAAUCUGUUUCUAAUGGAAAGCACGUUGCGUCCUGCCACGAGCAGAGCAGGUGAGCGUCCACUCUGACGCAGGGUGAACGCUGGCCAGGUGCUGCCGCCGGGGCGGCCAGGG
Molecule: messenger RNA, 6641 nt
Organism: Phyllostomus discolor (pale spear-nosed bat)
Lineage: Eukaryota; Metazoa; Chordata; Mammalia; Chiroptera; Phyllostomidae
Gene: SHANK2
Product: SH3 and multiple ankyrin repeat domains 2
Exons: 25
Coding region: 84-5648 (1854 amino acids)
Cellular component (GO): postsynaptic density; postsynaptic membrane; dendritic spine
Molecular function (GO): synaptic receptor adaptor activity; ionotropic glutamate receptor binding
Source: RefSeq, a predicted model, not a curated record